AUGACACUCGAACAGCUGGAAGCAAACCAAGUUUCGAUGAGGACUGACAUCGACUCCAUGCAGGCAAAGAUGGAUCGCUUGCUGGAAACCAUGCUACUCUUAGCCCAGAAGGAAAAGGAUAUUGAGACUAACGCUGAAGCCAGGAAAGUUGCUGCUCAGUUUGGAUCACCAUCGCUUGGCAUUCCUGGAGUAACCAACAUCGAUGGUAACCCUGCCCAGCCUGGAGGAGGACCGAUCCCUAUUCCGAUCCCAAUGGUCAAUGCAAACCCUCAUGAGCAUUCUGUUACAUCUGCUCGACAUGGAUCCAUGAUGGGUGAUGAAGAUCUGUAUGACGCUUUCUUCAUGCCACCACCCGCCAAACCUAUUGUUGGAGGUCUCCUAGACCCAGCUGUUGAAAGACUCCAUGCGUUGGAAGAGAAAUUCAAGUCCUUAGAGGUUCACACUACUCCCGGUUUGGACGCCGUCGCUAUGUGCUUGGUGCCAGGCCUUGUGAUUCUGCAAAAAUUCAAAGUCCCGGACUUUGACAAGUACAAAGGGAUCAGCUGCCCGAGAACUCACCUCAGAGCCUACUGUCGCAAAAUGGCUGCACACAUCAGUAAUGAUCAACUCCUGAUUCAUUACUUCCAAGACAGUCUCAGUGGGGUAUCCUUGGAGUGGUAUAUGCAGUUAGAAAGAGGACAGGUCCAAUCAUGGAGAGAUCUCGCUGAAGCAUUCCUAAGGCAUUAUCAGUACAAUACUGAUCUAACACCCAACCGCACCCAACUGCAAGACAUGACUCAACGUAACAACGAGUCAUUUAAGGAAUACGCACAGCGGUGGAGAGAGCUUGCAGCUCGAUCCAGUUUCCCAACUUUUGCUGAGGUCGUCUCUGUGGGAGAACGAAUUGAGAGCCAGAUCAGGAAGGGAAAGCUACCUUGUGCUUCUAAUGCUUCAAAUGGGAUGAAGAAACCUAAUCCUAAUCUCCCAAAGAAGCCAGAGGGGCAGACCAAUGCCAUAAUGAGAGGAGGAGGAUAUAUGGCACCUCCAUAUGCUCAUACGCCUUAUCACCAGACUGCUGCUGUCAUCCCAACACCGUAUCAACCACCAUAUCAGCAACCCUAUCAGCAACAAUAUCAGUAG
Molecule: messenger RNA, 1119 nt
Organism: Lathyrus oleraceus (garden pea)
Lineage: Eukaryota; Viridiplantae; Streptophyta; Magnoliopsida; Fabales; Fabaceae
Exons: 2
Coding region: 1-1119 (372 amino acids)
Source: RefSeq, a predicted model, not a curated record